Molecule: messenger RNA, 3200 nt
Organism: Thlaspi arvense
Lineage: Eukaryota; Viridiplantae; Streptophyta; Magnoliopsida; Brassicales; Brassicaceae
Source: the annotation of a GenBank genome assembly
CUUUAUUAUACGCGUCAUCGACGCAUUCGAGGUGGUGACACGUGGCAUUCGUCGUCUUGCCCUUUUCGAAAAACCUCUCUCUCUCAUAAGUCUUUGACCAUUGUUUCCGGAGCUGCGAAUCCUUUGUACGCCAUUGGUUUUAACCCUAACUCUCAGAUUUUGCUAUUCUUGGAUCAUCCUUAAAGCUCCACGUCUUGUCCCCUUUUCCUCUUUGGUUCUUUCCUUCUGGGUUUAUUGUUGUUUCUGGAAGAAGGAGAAGCGAUGGAUUUGUAGGGAUUAUUGCGGUUUGUUGUGUAUAUAUAGCGAGGGGUUUCGUAAGAAGCAAAUCCUGUUUUUUUUAUUUGUUUUGCCUGGUUAGAACUUCGAGUGCAAGAUGUCAUCAGCUGGUGUUGCGCUAAGUCCGGUUCGUAGCGAGGCGUUUAACAUGCCCCUUGUUCGUGCGAACUCUUGUGCUGAUUCAAUCCCAGACGAGACCAUUUUGAUCUACCUAACACUCCCGGGGACGUUGAUACCAAUGCGAGUGCUCGAGUCUGACUCCAUUGAGUCCGUUAAGCUCCGGAUCCAGUCUUAUCGUGGCUUCGUAGUGAGGAACCAGAAGCUCGUUUUCGGGGGACGAGAGCUAGCUAGGAGCAACUCCAACAUGCGUGAUUACGGUGUGAGUGAAGGCAACGUUCUCCAUCUGGUCCUCAAGCUCUCUGAUCUCCAGGUACUUGAUGUUAAGACCACCUGUGGUAAACACUGCACGUUUCAUGUGGAGAGAGGCAGGAACAUCGGGUAUGUGAAGAAGCAGAUUUCGAAGAAGCGUGGGGACUUUGUUGUUGAUCCUGAUGAGCAGGAGAUACUCUACGAAGGUGAGAAGUUGGAGGACCAGAGUCUCAUCAAUGACAUUUGCAGGAGCGAAGACUCUGUUUUGCAUCUGCUUGUGCGGAGAUCUGCGAAAGUUCGUGCUAAGCCCGUGGAGAAGAACUUUGAACUGUCUAUCGUUGCCCCACAGUCAAAUGAUAAGAGAGGUCGUGAAGCUGAUAGCAUUGUGCCACAGAGGAAGCCUUCUGAUCACAUCUCUUUGGAGCCUGUCGUGAUUAAUUCCAAGGCAAAGUUAUCUCUGGUGGUCAAAGAUAUGAUCCAGUCUGCUUCUGAUGGACUAAGAAUCGGGAACUCUCCAGUCAGGUCAAGAGAGGGAACGGGAGGAGCUUAUUUCAUGCAGGGCUCAUCGGGAAAUGAGUUCGUUGGUGUGUUCAAGCCAAUCGAUGAGGAACCAAUGGCUGAAAACAACCCACAGGGCUUACCUCUUUCUCCAAAUGGAGAAGGUUUGAAGAAAGGAACAAAGGUAGGAGAAGGUGCGUUGAGGGAAGUUGCUGCUUACAUAUUGGAUCAUCCCAAGAGUGGACGCAGGUCUAUGUCUAGUGAAGAGAGAGGUUUUGCUGGUGUGCCUCCCACAGCUAUGGUUGAGUGCCUGCAUCCCGGUUUUAACCAUCCCAAAGGGAUCAAAACCAAGAUUGGGUCGCUUCAGAUGUUUUCAAAGAAUGAUGGCAGUUGUGAAGAUAUGGGUUCAAGUCCAUUUCCAGUUGAGGAAGUUCACAAGAUCUCUGUGCUGGAUAUCAGACUGGCCAACGCAGAUAGACAUGCUGGAAACAUUUUAGUGAGAAAGUACGAAAACGGAAAGAUUGUUUUGGUUCCCAUUGAUCAUGGAUACUGCUUGCCUGAAAGCUUUGAGGAUUGCACGUUCGAGUGGCUUUACUGGUCACAAGCCAAGGAACCAUACUCUCCCGAGACGCUGGACUACGUAAGGUCACUGGACGUUGAGGAAGAUAUCGAUCUCCUGAAGUUUCAUGGAUGGAAAAUGCCAUUGAAAACUGCUCGAACCCUCAGAAUAUCAACGAUGCUUCUGAAGAAAGGAGUCGAAAGAGGAUUAACAGCAUUUGAGAUUGGAAGCAUAAUGUGCAGAGAAACACUGAGCACGAAAUCUCUAGUGGAGGGGAUGGUGGAGGAAGCUGAAGAAGCGGUGCUUCCAGGGACAAGCGAGGCUGCAUUCAUUGAAGCCAUGUCUGAUGUGAUGGAUUACCAUCUUGAUGAGAUGGUUCGCUCUCAGGAACACUAGAAUUGGUUCCUCUGUGAAUCCUUCUCUUAAACUUGAAAACUCUGGUACAUAUACUCUUUGGUUUGCCUUUACAUAAACCUGUUUGGCUUUUGUUUUUGUUUCCGUCAUUCUUUGGACAUGUUCAAGUUGUUUGUUGAUUUCACCGUAACUUUCCUGGUAAUGACAAUUUCAGUGUUUACAAUACGCUGUUGCUUUUCUUCAACAUUUCAUCUCUUCUCCAUUACAUGUCUCUGUGGUGGUUAAGCAAUGAAUGAAAUGAGGUCAAAAGUAGUGUGAUAAUCAUACUCCAAACAGUCACUAAAAGACGACGAAUUGAUCGAAGUAGAAGAGACGCAAUUAGAUAGAUAAAUAAAUCUCUCUGUUUCAGUAUCCACUCUGCUACAGCUAAAACACGUGUGAAUGCUUUCAAAUCCACCGAUACAUGGGCAUGUGGUGCGAGGACACGUUCCAUCCAGCUAACUGGUGACAUCAUAGUAAUUUCUUGAUAUCUAUAGUAUGAGAGAAAGAGAAAGAGAAAGCAUGGUUUAGUUUGGGGAAAGCAAGAUGGAGAAAAAGACUUAUAAGAAGGAGCAAGAAGGAGAAGCUGAGAAAAGAGGAAGACAAGAAGAAGGAAGAAAGGGGAACAUGGAGAAGAAACAAGAGGGAGAGAAAAGAACGGUGAAGGGUCUACCACACGAGCAAGUGCCUCAGCCCGGAAAAGAUUUCUCCAGCGAAGCUCUCGAGAAUCUCCCAAACACAAAGUGAAGAUUCCUCUUGUGAAAGGGUGUUGUCGGCGAGCAAGUAAAAAGUCAAAAUGGAGGUGCGGGGAAUCGAACCCCGUGCCUCUCGCAUGCGAAGCGAGCGCUCUACCAUAUGAGCUACACCCCCUUGAUGCUAUCUUUGUCUCUUUUUUAUUAUUUUAAUCACGUUUUCAGAUUGAAUAAGAAAUCUUGGAUGUGGAAUCAUCAUAGACCUAGAUUCUGUGGAUGUGUUUGUAAAAUAUAAAUGAUUCCUUAAAAUCUGAAUUAUGUUGAUCAAGAAUGAGAAACAUUUCUGGAUGAAUUUUUGCCCUGUUAAGUUAGUUAACGUUAAUGUUCUCAUUUGAAUACUAAACCAAGUCUCU